This is a messenger RNA of Trematomus bernacchii (emerald rockcod), 3723 nucleotides long. RefSeq names its product nuclear factor of kappa light polypeptide gene enhancer in B-cells 2 (p49/p100) (gene nfkb2). NCBI's taxonomy places the organism in Eukaryota, Metazoa, Chordata, Actinopteri, Perciformes, Nototheniidae. Gene Ontology annotation, molecular function: RNA polymerase II cis-regulatory region sequence-specific DNA binding; DNA-binding transcription factor activity, RNA polymerase II-specific; protein binding. Gene Ontology annotation, cellular component: cytoplasm. Gene Ontology annotation, biological process: inflammatory response; non-canonical NF-kappaB signal transduction; regulation of transcription by RNA polymerase II. The record is from RefSeq and is a predicted model, not a curated record.
GGUGUGUUUCAGCAGCUUUCCCCCAGUGUCUUCAGACAGUCGGAUCUGCAGCGGAGACACAAACAGGAGUCCCAAAAUAACUGACGACGAAGAAGAGGAGGAGGAGGAGGAAGUGGAAAUACCCGCUGAGGUUUUUAUGACUCCAUCGCAUCUGACUAGAGAAGAAGAAGAAGAUGGCGGGAGCUAUCAGGAUGUCUGAAGCUCAGUUCAUCAACUCGUACGACAGCGAGCUGCAGAUGAAUCUGAUGCCGUACGACUACAUUCCUCCAGUCGACAUCAAGACCGAGCCGUACAUCCCAGAGACCGCUCACGGGCCGUACAUCCAGAUCAUCGAGGAGCCCAAACAGAGGGGCUUCAGGUUCCGGUAUGAGUGCGAGGGUCCGUCUCACGGAGGACUGCCGGGGGCCUCGAGCGAGAAGAACCGCAGAACAUACCCUACUGUCAAGAUCAAUAACUACGUGGGUCCUGCUCGUCUGGAGGUGCAGCUGGUCUCUCACUGUGAUCCUCCUCAGGUUCACGCUCACAGUCUCGUUGGGAGGAACUGCUGCACUGAGAGCGGAACGUGCAGCGUGGACAUCGGACCCAAUGACCUCACUGCUGCUUUCAGUAACCUGGGGAUCCUCCAUGUGACCAAGAAGGGAGUCGAGGACGUCCUGAAUCGCAGACUGAGGGAGGAGAGGAAGAGACAGAAGGGCCCUCACUACAACCUGACAGAGAGUGAGGAGGUGUCCCUGGUGAAGGAGGCGAAGGACUUGGGGAAGAAGAUGGAUCUGAACAUCGUGAGGUUAAAGUUCACAGCGUUCCUUCAGGACAGUAAUGGAGGUUUCACUCGAGGACUCAAACCUGUGGUUUCCAACCCGAUCUACGACAGCAAGUCGCCGAACGCCUCUAACCUGAAGAUCUCUCGGAUGGAUAAGACGUGCGGCUCGGUGCUCGGAGGAGACGAGAUCUUCCUGCUCUGCGACAAAGUGCAGAAAGACGACAUCGAGAUCCGAUUUUACGAAGAGGACGACGAAGGAGGCUGGGAGGCGUUCGGGGACUUCUCACCUACUGAUGUGCACAAACAGUACGCCAUCGUGUUCAAGACGCCGGCCUAUCACAGCGCAGAGAUCGAGCGUCCCGUCACCGUCUUCCUGCAGCUGAAGAGGAAGAAGGCGGGCGACAGCAGCGACCCCAAACAGUUCACCUACAUCCCCCAGGUCCAAGACAAAGAGGAGGUGCUGAGGAAGAAGCAGAAGCCGCUGCCUCACUACGAGCCCUGGAGAGGAGGAGCAGGAGGGGGGUUCGGAGGAGGAGCUGCAGGAGGAGGAGGAGCAGGAGGAUUUCAGUUCAACCAGCAGAUGAACGGAGGAGGAGGAGGAGGAGUCUUCUUCACCGGAGGAUUCUCUGGCUUCAGCGGAGGGGGAGGGGCUCAGAUGUCAAGCUCCGCCCCUCAGACCGAGGGACAGACAGGAGGACAGACAGGAGGACAGACAGGAGGACAGACAGGAGGACAGACAGGAGGACAGACAGGCUCCCCUCUGCAGCAGCAGCUGUUUCAGCUCACCGCCGCACUCCGCUCCCGAGCGUCUCUCAGCGCCCGGCAGACGGCGGCCGCCCUGCUUCAGUACUGCAGCUCUGGGGACGCCCGGGUCCUUCUGGCCAUCCAGAGACACCUCUGUGGGGUCCAGGACGGCAACGGAGACACUCCUUUGCACCUGGCCAUCAUCCAUCAGCAGACCAGUGUGAUCCAGCAGCUGAUCCACACCCUGCUGAGCAGCCAGCAGCAAAACGUCCUGAACACCGCUAACCACCUCCAACAGACUCCGCUGCACCUGGCGGUGAUUACGCGGCAGGUGAAGGUGUUGGAGGCUCUCCUGCGGGGCGGGGGCACCCCCUCCCGAUUGGACGGAGAGGGUCGCAGCCCGCUCCACCUGGCGGCGCUGAACGGAGACUCUGCCUCGCUGCGCCCCCUGCUGGCUCACCUUGGGGAACACAACGCUCACCUGGUCAACGCACAUGACUACCACGGUAUGCAGCCGCUGCACCUGGCCGUCAGGAGGGACGGGGAGCGAUGUCUGCGCCUCCUCGUUGGGGGCGGAGCCAAGAUCAACGCUCCGGAGCUGAAGAGCGGGCACACAGCUCUGCACCUAUCAGUGAAGAGGAACCUGUUCAGAGGAGCCUGCACCCUCAUCACUGAGCUGAAGGCGGAUGUGAACGCUGUGACGUUUGGAGGGAACUCUGCUCUGCACCUGGCAGCGAGUCUGGGCUCCCCGACGCUCGUCUCCAUGCUCAUCGCUGCAGGCGCUGAUAAAAACAUAGAGAACGACGAGCCGCUCUUCUUCAGCUCCUCUUCAGACGAGGAAGACGAGGAACCAAUCAGAGAGCGGGAGGCUGCCUCACAGCCAAUCAGAGAGCAGGAGGUCGCCUCACAACCAAUCAUCAACCCCCGUAAGAGGCCUGCGCCGGGACACACCCCUCUGGACCUGGCCCGCUGCCAGAAGGUGAGGAGUCUGCUGGUCUCAGAUCAGAGGUCCAGUAAGUCCAGUAAGAAGAUGAAGUCGAGCAGCGUCUCUGAUGCGGGGGUCCCAGCGGGGGGUCUGGACGAGGAGACACUGUCCCACCUGGUGGAGCUGCUGAGUGACGCCCCCUGGAGGAAACUGGCAGAAAGACUGGGGAUGAUGACGCUGACCCCCCUUUACCUGGAGAGCUCCUCCCCCUGCCAACAGCUGCUGAGGCACUACCAGCUGGGGGGAGGUGCGCUCUCUGCUCUGGUUGAAGCUCUUCAGUCUCUCGGUCUGACAGAAGGAGUUCGACUGCUGAGAGACAAGCAGCUGCAGGAGGACAAACACAACACAGACGCCACAGUUGACAGCGGCUUCGGCAGCCAGCCAAUGGAUGAAGAGGAGGAGCCGCCUGUGGCCAAUCAGUGACGAGCAGGAGGUAAAAUCCUGUUUCAAGCAGUUUCGGUACCAGGACUCUUCAGGAACCAGAACUCUUCAAGAACUGGACUCUUCAAGAACCAGAACUCUUUACGAACCAGAACUCUUCAAGAACUGGACUCUUUAGGAACCAGGACUCUUUAGGAACCAUGACUCUUCAAGAACUGAACUCUUUAGGAACCAGAACUCUUUAGGAACCAGGACUCUUCAAGAACUGGACUCUUCAAGAACCAGGACUCUUUAGGAACCAGAACUCUUUAGGAACCAGGUGUCUUUAGGAACCAGGACUCUUCAAGAACUGAACUCUUUAGGAACCAGGACUCUUCAAGAACUGGACUCUUCAAGAACCAGGACUCUUUCGGAACCAGAACUCUUUAGGAACCAGGACUCUUUGGAACCAGAACUCUUCAAGAACCAGGACUCUUCAGGUCUUUCAGAUUUGAAGACGUGGUUUCUGUCCUCUCCAGGACCUGGACUCGGACCCAAAGAUUGUAACUCCUGUGACGUCAGAAGUUUUAGCGUUUUACCCCAAAAAACCCACCUUUUUAACAUUUAAAAAAGGAGUUUCAGUUUGAGUUUUUAAAGAUACAGAACACAUUUGAACAUGAACACACAUGAACUAUAACUCAGUGUUUACAAAGCUUGCAUCUUCAGUUCCUAGGAAAGUAGUGAGAUUUCCAGUUUUUGUGUUGGUUCAUGAAUGCAGCACGGUCUUCAUUGGUGCGGAACACGGUUCGUUAGAAAGUCUCUAAAAGUGUGAAAAUAUUAUAAAAGUAAAAUUGUAAUUAAAAAGUCAACAUUU